Striga hermonthica is the source of this 1413-nucleotide messenger RNA. Lineage: Eukaryota; Viridiplantae; Streptophyta; Magnoliopsida; Lamiales; Orobanchaceae. The record is from the annotation of a GenBank genome assembly.
AUGAUGCGUCGUUUGAAGAGCAUUGCUUCUGGCCGACCCUCCGUUUCAGAUCCUGGCGAGGAAUUAAUCACUUACAAGGCAAAAAUGGAUCAAGAACCGAAUCAAAGAGAAUUGCACGAGGUAGAGGUGGGGGAGAAAAAUUCAAGAGCUCCGAAGCAGUUUACCGAAUCUAACUGCUCACGAACCAUCGCAACCACAUCCUCCCAUGCUGUAAAUGGUAAAAAGCUCGAGAAGCCUGGCCACAAUGAGCCACCAAAAGAAAUGCACGAAACGAAAAUCAGAGAUGGUAAAAGUGACGAUCGAGAGGAGAAUGUCAAGGAUUUAGAACCUACUGUUGUCAGUGGCAAUGGAACAGAAACUGGUCAGAUAAUUGCUAUCUCAGUUGGUGGGAGAAAUGGAGAGCCGAAACAGACAUUGUCAUUUAUGGCGGAACGUGUUGUGGGCACUGGUUCAUUUGGAGUCGUGUAUCAGGCCAAGUGUCUAGAAACGAGCGAAUUUGUAGCCAUAAAGAAGGUGCUGCAGGAUAAGAGAUACAAAAACCGAGAGCUGCAGAUAAUGCGAUUGCUUGGUCAUCCAAAUGUCAUUCACUUGAAACAUUAUUUCUAUUCAACUACUGAAAAAAAUGAGGUGUACCUCAACCUUGUUCUAGAUUAUGUCUCUGAAACUGUUCAUCGGGCUUCGAGGCAUUACAUCCGGGUGAAUCAGUACAUGCCCUUUCUGUAUGUGCAGCUUUACACGUACCAGAUUUGCCGAGCGCUAAAUUACAUUCAUAGAGUUAUUGGGGUUUGUCAUCGUGACAUUAAGCCGCAAAAUUUAUUGGUUAACCCACACACCCACCAGCUUAAAAUUUGCGAUUUUGGGAGUGCAAAGAUGUUGGUACCGGGUGAACCAAAUAUAUCGUAUAUUUGCUCUCGGUAUUAUAGGGCUCCCGAGCUUAUAUUUGGAGCUACAGAGUACACAACUGCAAUCGACAUGUGGUCAGCUGGUUGUGUUAUGGCUGAGCUUCUCUUGGGUAAGCCUCUCUUUCCUGGGGAAAGCAGUGUUGAUCAGCUAGUUGAAAUAAUCAAGGUUUUGGGGACCCCAACUAGGGAAGAAAUCAAGUGCAUGAAUCCGAAUUACACCGAAUUUAAAUUUCCUCAGAUUAAAGCCAACCCGUGGCACAAGGUUUUUCAUAGGAGAAUACCACCUGAAGCAGUAGAUUUAGUGUCCAGGCUUCUCCAAUAUUCGCCUACUCUACGUUUCACUGCUUUGGAGGCUUGUGCACACCCAUUUUUCGAUGACUUGAGAGAGCCUAAUACAUGCUUACCUAAUGGCCGAAACCUUCCACCUAUCUUCGACUUCUCACCUGAAGAACUGGCUGAUGCACCUCCCGAGCUGCUACAACGCCUUGUCCCGCAACAUGCAAAGAAGUGA